AUCACUAAGGGCAUAUAACGUGUUGGAGCAUUUCCACAGAAUCUGCAAAACAGAACUAACAAAGAGUUCAGCCCUCUCACCUCACCCAGAGAAUUAGAUCCCAGAAACUGAUAGUUCCAGCCUUUCAGUUUCAGUUGGAACAUUGAAGUCACUGAUCUGACAUGGGUGUUGAGAAUAGUGAUGAGAAAAAACAUGAUGAGGCAACCUCAUCAGAGAAUCGUGCAGAAACCAGCACCACCACAAACGGGGAAAAGGAAGAAAAUAGCAAACAAAAAGAAAAACCUGAGACAGUUCCAUUUCACAAGCUAUUCUCCUUUGCAGACUCCACUGAUGUUCUGUUAAUGGUCGUUGGAACCGUUGGUGCCAUUGGAAACGGUAUGGGCUUGCCUCUCAUGACAUUACUUUUCGGUCAAAUGAUUAAUAGCUUUGGAAGUAACCAGCAAAACCCCGACGUAGUGAAAGAAGUAUCCAAGGUCUCCCUGAAAUUUGUGUACUUAGCAGUAGGAUCUGGGGUGGCAGCAUUCCUUCAGGUGGCUUGUUGGAUGGUAACGGGGGAAAGACAGGCUGCACGAAUAAGGGGAUUGUAUUUGAAAACAAUAUUAAGACAAGAUGUUGCUUUCUUUGAUAAGGAAACAAACACAGGUGAAGUUGUAGGGAGAAUGUCAGGUGACACGGUUCUCAUACAAGACGCCAUGGGUGAGAAGGUUGGGAAAUUUCUGCAGCUGAUAGCAACAUUCAUUGGGGGCUUUGCCAUAGCAUUUGUCAAAGGGUGGCUUCUUACAAUUGUCAUGUUGUCCACUCUCCCACUUCUUGUUUUGUCAGGUGCUUUUAUGGCCGUCGUCAUUGGCAAGAUGGCUUCUCGAGGUCAAACUGCUUAUGCAAAAGCUGCACAUGUAGUUGAACAGACAAUUGGCUCAAUAAGAACCGUUCAAUCCUUUACUGGGGAAAAGCAAGCAAUAUCUAGUUAUAGCAAAUUUCUUGUAGAUGCUUACAAAUCAGGAGUUCAUGAAGGUUUCAUAUCUGGAAUUGGCCUUGGCACAGUUAUGUUUGUUAUUUUCUGUGGUUAUGCAUUGGCUGUAUGGUUUGGCGCAAAGAUGAUAAUGGAAGAAAAAGGAUAUAAUGGGGGCACGGUGAUUAAUGUGAUUAUUGCUGUGUUAACUGCUUCUAUGUCUCUUGGCCAGGCAUCCCCUAGCAUGAGUGCAUUUGCUGCGGGUCAGGCUGCAGCUUACAAAAUGUUUGAGACAAUUGAGAGGAAGCCAGAGAUAGAUGCUUAUGAUCCAAGUGGAAAAGUAUUAGAGGAUAUUCAAGGUGAAAUAGAGUUAAGGGAUGUUUAUUUCAGUUAUCCAGCCAGACCUGAGGAGUUGAUAUUCAAUGGAUUCUCUCUUCAUAUAUCUAGCGGUACAACUGCAGCAUUAGUUGGACAAAGUGGAAGUGGAAAGUCUACGGUUAUUAGUUUGGUGGAAAGAUUCUAUGAUCCACAGGCAGGUGAAGUUCUUAUUGAUGGCAUUAACCUGAAAGAGUUUCAGCUAAAGUGGAUUAGAGGAAAAAUUGGCCUUGUCAGCCAGGAACCGGUGUUGUUUGCAUCUAGCAUUAAGGAUAACAUUGCAUAUGGAAAGGAGGGAGCCACAAUUGAAGAGAUAAGAUCUGCAUCUGAACUUGCAAAUGCUGCUAAAUUCAUUGAUAAACUGCCACAGGGAUUGGACACAAUGGUUGGUGAGCAUGGAACUCAGCUUUCUGGUGGACAGAAGCAGCGCAUUGCCAUUGCAAGAGCAAUCCUGAAAGAUCCAAGAAUUCUACUCCUGGAUGAAGCUACAAGUGCACUUGAUGCAGAGUCUGAAAGGGUAGUGCAAGAGGCUCUAGACAGAAUCAUGGUGAACAGAACUACUGUUGUUGUGGCACAUCGCUUGAGCACAGUGAGGAAUGCUGAUAUGAUUGCUGUAAUUCAUAGAGGGAAGAUGGUUGAGAAAGGAACACACUCAGAAUUACUCAAGGAUCCUGAGGGAGCUUACUUUCAACUUAUACGCUUACAAGAAGUAAACAAGGAAUCAGAAGAAAGUGCAGAUCAUCAUAACAAGAGUGAACUUUCCGUAGAAUCCUUUAGACAAUCGAGUCAAAGGAGGUCACUUCAAAGAUCUAUUAGUCGGGGUUCAUCUGCAGGGAAUAGUAGCCGCCACUCAUUUUCAGUUUCGUUUGGUUUACCCACAGGAGUUAACGUCGUUGAUCCUGAACAUGAAAACUUACAACCCAAAGAAGAAGCACCAGAGGUUCCACUCAGCCGCCUUGCUUCCCUCAACAAGCCAGAGAUUCCAAUUCUUGUGAUUGGAACUCUAGCUGCCAUAGGAAAUGGUGUUAUACUUCCAAUAUUUGGGUUGUUGAUUUCCAGUGUCAUCAAAACAUUUUAUGAACCAUUUGAUGAGAUGAAAAAGGACUCCAAGUUUUGGGCAUUAAUGUUUAUGAUCCUUGGUCUUGCAUCAUUACUGGUGAUUCCAGCCCGAUCAUACUUUUUUUCUGUGGCUGGAUGUAAGUUGAUAGAACGUAUCAGGAUACUAUGUUUUGAGAAAGUGGUCAACAUGGAGAUUGGUUGGUUUGAUGAGCCUGAGAACUCAAGUGGUGCAGUUGGUGCAAGGCUCUCAGCAGAUGCUGCAUCCGUGCGUGCCCUUGUUGGUGAUGCGUUGGGACUACUAGUUCAAAAUUUAGCAUCUGCAUUGGCAGGUUUGAUUAUUGCUUUUGUUGCAAGCUGGGAACUGGCGUUAAUUAUUCUUGUAUUGCUUCCCCUGAUUGGAGUAAAUGGAUAUGUUCAAAUGAAAUUCAUGAAGGGAUUCAGCGCAGAUGCAAAGAUGAUGUACGAGGAAGCAAGCCAAGUUGCUAAUGAUGCAGUUGGAAGCAUAAGAACGGUGUCUUCUUUCUGUGCUGAAGAUAAGGUUAUGGAACUAUACAGGAAGAAAUGUGAAGGCCCUAUGAAAACAGGGAUACGACAAGGGUUGAUUAGUGGAUCAGGGUUUGGGGUUUCAUUUUUCUUACUGUUUAGUGUCUAUGCAACCAGUUUCUAUGCCGGAGCUAGACUCGUGCAGGCUGGGAAGGCUACAUUCUCUGAUGUUUUCCGGGUUUUCUUUGCUUUAACUAUGGCAGCUAUUGGGGUUUCCCAAUCAAGCUCCUUUUCUCCUGACUCUAGCAAAGCCAAGUCAGCUACUGCUUCCAUAUUUGGAAUAAUUGAUAAGAAGUCAAAGAUAAAUCCGAGUGAUGAGUCUGGAACCACACUAGACAGCGUUAAGGGAGAAAUUGAACUUCGUCAUGUGAGCUUCAAGUAUCCAUCUAGGCCUGAUGUACAGAUUUUCCGAGACCUAAACUUGGCUAUCCAUUCUGGCAAGACUGUGGCACUUGUUGGUGAAAGUGGAAGUGGGAAAUCCACAGUGAUUGCCUUGUUGCAAAGAUUUUAUAAUCCUGAUUCAGGUGAAAUCACACUUGAUGGGAUUGAAAUUCGGCAGUUACAGCUCAAGUGGUUAAGGCAGCAAAUGGGCCUUGUAAGCCAAGAGCCAGUAUUGUUCAAUGACACUAUCCGUGCCAAUAUUGCUUAUGGAAAGGGAGGUGAUGCAACUGAAGCUGAAAUCAUAGCUGCAGCAGAACUGGCCAAUGCCCAUAAGUUCAUUAGUGGCUUACAACAGGGUUAUGAUACUAUAGUGGGAGAGAGGGGAACUCAAUUAUCUGGUGGGCAGAAGCAACGGGUAGCCAUUGCACGUGCUAUAAUUAAAAGUCCAAAGAUAUUGUUACUAGAUGAGGCCACAAGUGCAUUAGACGCAGAGUCAGAGAGAGUUGUUCAAGAUGCAUUAGACAGGGUCAUGGUGAAUAGGACCACUGUGGUUGUGGCACAUCGUCUAUCUACAAUAAAAAAUGCAGAUGUGAUUGCUGUUGUGAAAAAUGGAGUUAUAGUGGAGAAAGGAAGGCAUGAAACGCUCAUUAACAUCAAGGAUGGAUUUUAUGCUUCCUUAAUCCAACUUCACACAACUGCUUCAACUGUAUGAGUUUUGCCACCACCUUUGUUUUUUUUUUUUGUACUCUAUUCUCCCUUUUGUUUUCUUUCUUCGUCUUUUACUAAAUUUUGAGGAGUUCAAUAGAAGAUUAAUACCUAAUCUUUAUUUCCCUUCUCAUGUAAGAAAGUUGAUUCUUCUUGUCAUCAAUGUAAUUCUCAAUGGGUCACUAAAAAUAUGUAAAAAAACGAUGUAAUUGCCUACAUGCCUUCUUGAAA
This is a messenger RNA of Gastrolobium bilobum, 4243 nucleotides long. Its product is annotated as ABC transporter B family member 21-like. The transcript has 13 exons. Gene Ontology annotation, biological process: transmembrane transport. Gene Ontology annotation, cellular component: membrane. Gene Ontology annotation, molecular function: ATP binding; ABC-type transporter activity; ATP hydrolysis activity. Bases 162 to 4019 code for a protein of 1285 amino acids. Lineage: Eukaryota; Viridiplantae; Streptophyta; Magnoliopsida; Fabales; Fabaceae. The record is from RefSeq and is a predicted model, not a curated record.